GCAACAACCGCAGAAGCGGUGGCGGCCGGCGCGGGAGGGUCGGUUUCGCUCGCUGGGGUUGCGCUGCCAGGUUUCUUUACGCUCAUGCUGUGUUCCAGUUUGCAGUAAUGGAACAAGAACCGGAUCCAGCUCUGCAGGGAAAUGCCAACAUCAAGGCAAUCAGAGAAGAAUACAGGAAAGCUUUCGUGUUUGUGAAUAAAGGCCUGAACACAGAUGAGUUGGGACAGAAGGAAGAAGCCAGAAAUUAUUACAAGCAGGGGAUCAACCACUUGCUCAAGGGAGUCGGAAUCCCAUCGCAAGGCCCUGAAUGCAUGGGACCCCAGUGGGAUUCUGUCAGGCAGAUGCAGCAGAAGAUGAGAGAGACCCUACAAAACGUUAGUGCGCGACUGAGUAUUCUAAAUGAGAAUGCGCAGCCCAGUCCCGUGGCAGCGGAUGCCUCUGCAGAGUUGCCGAGGUUAUAUCCAGCAAUUCCCGCCAAAGAAAAGCCCGUGAGGCCUCCUGUACCUAGUUCAUUGACAUCUCCUCCCAAAGGGGCAAGUGUGGAUUCUGUAGGCCAAGACCCAGUUUCUGGGAUGAGUCCUUCCUCUUCGAUGGCUCUGCCUGCUGACGCACCCCCUGCUUAUACCCCUGAAGCCACUGAUGGGCACUUUACUGUGUCGUAUGGAACAGACUCUGGGGAGUUCUCCUCUGUUGGAGACGACUUCUACACAAAAAACAUGCAGCCGCCUCCUGUUCACAGUUUUGGAGUGGAUGCCGACGAGCUGAUCCUCAUUCCUCAUGGAGUGCAGAUAUUCUAUGUAACACCUGAUGGGCAAGUUAGUGCACCCUCCUAUCCUGGAUACCUUCGGAUUGUGAAGUUCUUGGACAGUGAUGAAGCUGUGGCCCAGAAUCGCCCCCCUGCUUUUCUUCAGGUUUGUGACUGGCUGUAUCCUCUUAUGUGCCAUCAGUCGCCUGUUCUCUCCUGCAGUACUGGAGUGUACAUGUUCCCUGACGUGAUGUCACAGGUGUCAGGCUCCUACGUGGGAGUAGUGCUAUCAUCAGAGCUCCCAUCUGCUGUCAGAGAACUGUUUGAAGAUCUGCUGAAGCAGAUGUCUGACCUUAGAGUGCAGGUUCCAGGAUCCCAUGAGGGAAUAGGGUUACCAUCAGAAUGCCCACGAUCUUACAAAGAACUUUUUGAGGAUCUGUUAAAACAGAGGUCUGAUCUCAGAGACCAGCCAGCUGACACUUCCAGUGAUGAGAUUAACCUCCGCCAGAUUGUGCGUAUUCAACCGCAGCCUGAAGAGGAGGGAAGAGCGCUACCUGACUGGAGUGAGAAAGUCGCCCAUGGAAUUUUAUCAGGAGCUUCGUGGGUGAGCUGGGGUCUGGUCAAAGGAGCUGAAUAUACUGGAAAAGCAAUCCAUGCAGGAGCAUCUAAACUACGAGAACACAUUCAGCCAGAGGAAAAACCUUUGGAAGUCAACCCAACUGUAGCAAAAGGGCUCCAAGUAGCAAAGCAAGCUACCGGAGGGGCAGUAAAAGUUAGCCAGUUCUUGGUUGAAGGUGUGUGCUCCAUUGCAAGUUGUGUUGGAAGAGAGUUAGCCCCUCACGUGAAAAAGCAUGGAAGCAAACUGGUUCCAGAUGUCCUUAAGAGAGAUAAAGAUGGGAAGUCUACUUUGGAUGGGGCUCUGGUUGUAGCUGCAAGUGGAGUUCAAGGAUUUUCUACAAUCUGGCUUGGCUUGGAAAGUGCUGCAAAAUGUAUUGCUAAAAGUGUAUCUAAAGAGACAGUUCAGACUGUUAAGCAUAAGUACGGGGACGCUGCUGGCCAUGCAACAGACAAUGCAGUAAAUUCUGCCAUCAACGUGGGUGUGACGGCUUUUAAUAUCGACAAUAUUGGUAUCAAAGCCAUGGUGAAGAAAACUGCAAAGGAAGCGGGCCAUGCCGUGCUGGACGAAUACAAGAUUAUAGAAAAGGAGAAGAAAAAAGAUGGACUGUGAUAACUCCAGUUGGUGGAUUUCCUAAAGCCUUAAAGUGUGGUGUAAUUUAUUUAAAAGAAAUGAACUAUUAACAGAUGUCUCCCUGUAUUUUUCUAAUUCUUGGCACUUCUGAACUAAUUCCAAAAGCUUUUUAAAAAGUCUCUCCUAGAAUGAACGUUUCAAGUACCAUCUCAGUAUUUCUGUUUUCACACUGGCACUGUCAUCAAGCUUCCGUAAGAGGAAGGCUAUCGAGUGCUUUUUUCAAAUUGGUAGAUAAAAGAGUUUAGAUCUGUGUAUAGUGGGACUAUUUUUGUAACCUUAUUUAUAGGUAUAACAUAUCUGGAGUAACUAAUAUAAAUGGCUGCUAAGAUUAAAAAUAACUAACAAUAUAAAUGGCUGCUGAGAUUAAAAAAAAGUCUAAUGAAGCUGUAUGCACUACUUCAAUUUUAAACAAACCCACUGGUUAAACUGUAAGCUCCUUAUAUAGUUUCCUUUAAAUGAACACUUGGUUCCAAGCACUUGUAAUAAACCAAAGAUUUAAAUUUUGCUAUUUAUUCAGUUAGUGAUACAGCACAGUUAACUGCACUGUGAAAUCCUGGACUCCUCUGGAGUAGAUCACCUUUCUGUCCUACUAUGAUGGGCAAACCUAAUCCCACUUGUAGGUUGGCCUCAUCAAACCUGUGGAAGAUAUAUAUAUUUGCUUUAAUAAGACUGGAGCUCUGCUAAAGAGAAGGGUGUGCUCAGCAUAAAUGCUUUAAUCACUUUGUUGCAUGUUUGAUCCGGGAUCACAUCUCGGUCUCUGAGAAAGCUCUCUAACACAAGUGGAAACGGCUGCCCUGUGUUGCCAUAUGGUACAUUUCAUACGGUUAAGUAUUUACUGACCUCCACAGUCAAUAUAAAAAAUUCAAUUGUUAUUGACAUGAGAAUCUUCACUCAGUUAGCAUACCCUUGCUUUAGUUUGAUGUAACUUCACUGAGAGCUUUCACAGAUGCCAAAUGUUGUAGUAUUGGUUGGGAAUGAAUCCACUGGUUAAGGGGCUUACGUCUUAAAAUCUGACUGAGCUUUCUUAUUAAUUUAAAACUACAAAUAAACUUAAAACGAACUUUUC
Molecule: messenger RNA, 3060 nt
Organism: Eublepharis macularius
Lineage: Eukaryota; Metazoa; Chordata; Lepidosauria; Squamata; Eublepharidae
Gene: SPART
Product: spartin
Exons: 9
Coding region: 108-1973 (621 amino acids)
Biological process (GO): cell division; negative regulation of BMP signaling pathway
Cellular component (GO): plasma membrane
Source: RefSeq, a predicted model, not a curated record